CGUCGAACCACAAAAUUUUCGUCGUUCAUAAAUUUUCUGCGAUUUCGUCUGCUCCUUCCCCUUCGAUUUCCUUCGCGUAGACCUGUAACUUCAACCGAAGAUUAUCAAUGCCCAGCCCGUUGGUUUUUUGAAUUCAAAACCGUUUGUUUUUGGAUUUACGAAACCGCUCUCCAUUUUCCCCCCUUUCCCCAAAUUUGGAAGAAUCAAAGAACGUUGGGUAUCUGCAUUCGCUUGUAAUCGUGAAAAUUUGUGAAGGCGGUUGUCAUCUUCGUUGAUAAGUCGCUGUAAUUUUUUGAACAAUGGCGUCGAAUAUUGGUAUGAUGGAUAGUGCGUAUUUUGUGGGGAGAAAUGAACUUCUUGCGUGGAUUAAUUCGAGGCUUCAGCUCAAUCUCUCUCGUAUUGAAGAGGCUGCUUCCGGCGCCGUGCAUGUUCAGCUGAUGGACAUGAUCUAUCCCGGAGUUGUUCCGAUGCACAAGGUGAACUUCGAUGCUAAGACCGAAUACGACUACAUCCAGAACUACAAAGUACUUCAGGAGGUCUUCAACAAAUUAAAAAUCGACAAGCACAUUGAAGUUAAUAAACUCGUGAAAGCACGACCGUUGGACAACUUGGAGUUUCUACAAUGGAUGAAACGUUACUGUGAUUCGGUGAAUGGUGGCCUCAUGAACGAGAACUACAAUCCUGUCGAGCGCCGAGCUAAAGGUGGGAAGGAGAGGAACACCAAGGCUUCACUAAAGCACUCUAAGUCAUUACAACCAAACAAUUCUGUAAAUUCUGGCUCGUGUGACGCAGAUUCUUCGACUCUUAGUCGAUCCCUGAGCGCCAAACAGAGGUCUAAUGGUGCAGCUUUUGGAGCCAAUUCUUCAUCGGAAAUUCAAGCGUUGACGCAAGAGGUUUCGGACCUCAGGCUUUCUGUGGAUCAAUUAGAAAAGGAACGAGACUUUUACUUUGCGAAACUACGCGACAUUGAAGUACUUUGUCAGACACCCGAAUUAGAAAACAUUCCAAUAACUUUGGCCGUAAAGAAGAUACUCUACGCCGCUGACGACAAAGAGUCUGCCCUCGAAGAGGCUCAAGAAAUCGUGGCUGAAUCGCUCGACACCAUCGAACAAACAAAAUCUUCCUCGGAUGAUCAGUGAAUGGUAGUCGAAAACAUUAAAGUCUUGUUCGAUGUUCUUCGAAAGGAGAGGCUAUAACAUGUUCUGCUUUCAUUGGUAACAUUUCCCUGAAUCUUCUUCUCAUGCUUCAACAGCACUUUAGAUCAUCAUGUUUGCAAAAACCUUUGUAUGGACAAAUUUUAACAAGCACUCGCACUCAGGAGGGCUAUCUUUGUCUUGUACCUUUUUCCUUUUUUUUUUUUUUUUUUUAU
Molecule: messenger RNA, 1369 nt
Organism: Andrographis paniculata
Lineage: Eukaryota; Viridiplantae; Streptophyta; Magnoliopsida; Lamiales; Acanthaceae
Product: microtubule-associated protein RP/EB family member 1B-like
Exons: 8
Coding region: 300-1139 (279 amino acids)
Biological process (GO): spindle assembly; protein localization to microtubule plus-end; regulation of microtubule polymerization or depolymerization
Cellular component (GO): spindle midzone; microtubule plus-end; microtubule organizing center
Molecular function (GO): microtubule plus-end binding
Source: RefSeq, a predicted model, not a curated record